Protobothrops mucrosquamatus (brown spotted pit viper) is the source of this 1557-nucleotide messenger RNA. Its product is annotated as cathepsin L1. NCBI's taxonomy places the organism in Eukaryota, Metazoa, Chordata, Lepidosauria, Squamata, Viperidae. The coding region runs from base 128 to 1144 and encodes 338 amino acids. Gene Ontology annotation, molecular function: cysteine-type endopeptidase activity. Gene Ontology annotation, biological process: immune response. Gene Ontology annotation, cellular component: lysosome. The transcript is spliced from 8 exons. The record is from RefSeq and is a predicted model, not a curated record.
GCCAAUCUGCGCGCGAAAGGGGCCGGGCCGCUUCAGGCCGAAGAGACUUUUAGACUGAAGACCCCGGCCCGGAGCCAGUCAGAAGGACGACGAAGGGUUUCCGGUCGCUGUUUACAGACAUUUCACGAUGAUCUAUCUAUGCAUUUUGGCCCUAAGUUUCGGGGCCUCCUUUGCUGCUCCAGGUUUAGAUCCUGCUUUAAAUGAUCACUGGCUGAGCUGGAAAUCAUGGCACAGCAAGAAGUAUCAUGAGAUGGAAGAAGGCUGGAGAAGGAUGAUCUGGGAAAAGAAUCUGAAAAUGAUUGAAAUGCACAACCUGGACCACAGUCUAGGCAAACACAGUUACAGACUAGGAAUGAAUCAUUUUGGAGACAUGACUAAUGAAGAAUUUAGGCAAGUGAUGAAUGGCUUUAAACAAUCUCGAUCUCAAAGGAAAUAUAAAGGAUCACUAUUUCUUGAGCCAAACUUCCUGGAGGCUCCAAAAUCGGUUGACUGGAGGGAGAAGGGUUACGUAACACCAGUAAAGGAUCAGGGUCAGUGUGGAUCUUGCUGGGCAUUCAGUGCAACUGGUGCUCUUGAAGGACAGCACUUCCGCAAAACUGGCAAGCUGGUUUCUUUGAGUGAACAAAAUCUGAUUGACUGUUCUGGGCCGGAAGGAAACCAGGGCUGUAAUGGAGGACUUAUGGACCAGGCUUUCCAGUACAUCAAGGAUAACAAUGGCAUUGACUCAGAGGAAUCAUAUCCAUACAUAGGAAAGGAUGAUGAAGAUUGCUUGUAUAAGCCUGAGUACAACUCUGCUAAUGAUACUGGCUUUGUGGACAUCCCUGAAGGACGGGAAAGAGCUUUGAUGAAGGCAGUGGCUGCAGUUGGACCUAUCUCUGUGGCUAUUGAUGCAAGCCACACCUCUUUCCAGUUCUAUGAAUCUGGUGUUUACUAUGAACCACAGUGCAAUAGUGAAGAAUUGGAUCAUGGUGUUCUUGUUGUUGGUUAUGGACAUGAAGGUACAGAUGAUGAUAACAAGAAGAGGUAUUGGAUAGUCAAAAACAGCUGGAGUGAAAAAUGGGGAGACCAAGGCUACAUACACAUGGCUAAAGACCGAAGCAAUAAUUGUGGAAUAGCUUCAGCAGCUAGCUACCCCAUGGUAUAAUUGUGCAAAGAAAAGUGUCACCUGGGACAACCAGAGCCUCCUUAGAUUGACAGAAAGAUGAACCACUGGAACAGGUCUCUAGCUUGUUGGUCUGUCUUGGCACAUUCUGGCGCCACCGAAGUAUUCUGGCAUCGAAAGGAUUUUGAACUGACAAUUGCACAUAUUUUCUAAUGUAUUAGAUUGUAUUGGUUUCUUCUGAGAACUAAGUUGUGAUUUAAUUUUUUUUUUUACCUUGAAACUCUCUGAUGUUUACUUGUUGGCAAGAGAAGCCUUCUUUUUUAAAACUUUAAAUGUUGCUUAUGAGCCCGAGCUUGUAAUAUUGAUAGCUUGCAGCCAGCUAUUUUAUUUUUUAAACUGCAACUUGCACAAAGUGUUACAACACCCAGAAAUAAAUACUGAACAUUUCAAUAUCG